AUGUCUGAUCCGGAGCCCUCGGUGGCGAUCUCAUCCUCGCCCUCUCUCCCGGCCACCGACUCCAAUCCUCUAAACUACGCCUUCCUCGUUCAUUCCCAAAAGACCCUCACCCAGAACCUUCCUCCUCGCGUCGACAAUAAACUGCUAGCCCGCCAGAAGCGGCGUCGGACUAGCCCAGAGGAUCACGCAAUUCUCGAGGCAGAGUACCAGCAGAAUCCCAAACCAGACAAGGCAGCCCGCACGAGUAUCGUAAACCGUGUCUCCCUCGGGGAGAAAGAGGUCCAAAUUUGGUUCCAAAACCGCCGCCAGAACGAUCGUCGGAAAUCUAAACCCCUCCAGCCUCACGAAUUACUUGCCCCACGGUCGGGCUUGGUCGAUUCAUCGGGCCAGCCUUUGAGUGAUGAUAACGCGUCGGCGGAGCCGGGGUCUUCGAGUGGGGCAGAGCAAUUUGACAUCAACGACCACCGUGAGGAUAUGGCAUCGAAAUCAUGGCAUGGGGGCCUGUUGCAGUUUUCAGAUGAUUCUGACCCAAUAACUGGAGACAAAGAUGAACAUGAACUGCCUCACAGUACUCAAACGAGCGUUGCGACAGAGGUAGGGGAAACUCCGCCCACCACACAGGAGGAAUUUUCCCAAAAUGCGAACGAGCACUCGGAAGACUUGCUGCAACAAGUACCAAAGAGGAAACGUUCGUUGACGGACAUUCGAGGCGAAGGAGAGAAUGGACAACAGACAGCCAAUAUACACACCACACCCACCAAAUCACCACCAUCGCUGCGAUUGUCCAUGUCUUUUGAUGGAGAGGCUUUGGUACGUAAAGAAGGCGAACUCACGCCAUCUCCACCCAAGGGCCGCAAUUCUCUGCGUAUCGCGAUGUCGUCGGAUGGGAAGGCAGUAAUUCGCGGAGAGAACGAACCCUCGCCGUCCAAAAACCGCGUGGCGAUGUUUUCAGUCCGCCGAACAAAAAUGUCAAGUCUGCACCGGAGCAGCAGUGCUAUCUUCCCGACCACGCCUGCGCGGGCAGGCGUGGCCGAGAAAGACAGAGCUUUCGGUCGGUCGCGUGAUUCGCGUAAUUGGGAAUCAUUCUGUGACACGGACGCAAGGAGUGCGUUGUCAACACCAACAAGUGUCUCGAAUAGUUCCCCAGCUCUCUUCCAAUCCCGCAGCCAGCGGCCGUUACCACGAAGUGCCUCAGGGCGGCACAGCUUCAAUGCCCAUGCCGACCUGAUGAAUACGCCCAUCUCCCAGUCCAUGGGAGAAAAGAGGCGGAAGCUUGCUCGCACCGUUUCGUCUCUGGGGCGACUAGAGACUGGUCGCAACAGGGCUAACACAAUCCCAUCAAAAUUGUCCAAACCUAUAUUUACCAAAUCCGGCAAGCCAGAUCUGGAGCAGGAUCUCGGCGACUCCGACAAGGAGAACUGGGUUCCAGGCACACGAUCAACAAAUAUCCGUCGGCGUAAUACAUCUCACAUCCCUCGACCGGUUCUGCGCGAUGCCAACCGCAAUCGAGGUCUCGGCAUCUCGACGAACGGCAAGCGCAAUCGACCACUCCAAGCUGGCUCACAGGGCAAAGCUCCACCAGAGUUAAGCGCAGAGGUCUCGGCUUUCAUGGCCGGUGGCUCGGGGGAUACCCAAGAAGAUGAUUUGGACUGUGUCCAAGGUCUCCUGUCCUUGAGCCAGGGGGCCUGGCGAUGA
Messenger RNA from Penicillium paradoxum, 1695 nucleotides. Its product is annotated as homeobox domain-containing protein. Gene Ontology annotation, molecular function: RNA polymerase II cis-regulatory region sequence-specific DNA binding; DNA-binding transcription factor activity, RNA polymerase II-specific. The coding region runs from base 1 to 1695 and encodes 564 amino acids. The transcript is spliced from 3 exons. The record is from RefSeq and is a predicted model, not a curated record. Gene Ontology annotation, biological process: regulation of transcription by RNA polymerase II; cell differentiation. Lineage: Eukaryota; Fungi; Ascomycota; Eurotiomycetes; Eurotiales; Aspergillaceae.